Molecule: messenger RNA, 210 nt
Organism: Alternaria burnsii
Lineage: Eukaryota; Fungi; Ascomycota; Dothideomycetes; Pleosporales; Pleosporaceae
Exons: 2
Coding region: 1-210 (69 amino acids)
Source: RefSeq, a predicted model, not a curated record
AUGUUCGGCCAUGAUACCAUCAUUACCAAGGCUCAGAGCGCUAUGCAAGAGCUGCCCAACCCACCACCAACACCCAAGAAGCAAGUCGAGCCUUCCAAGUGCCAGCAGUCAUCUAAAAACUUUAAGCGGAGGAGGCUACAGACUGGCAAGGUAGCCUUUGGAAAAAUCGAACGUAGAGCCAGAGAGGCGAGUGAGGGUGUACAUUCCUAG